Periophthalmus magnuspinnatus is the source of this 982-nucleotide messenger RNA. It is a transcript of the gene spaca6, whose product is annotated as sperm acrosome associated 6. Gene Ontology annotation, biological process: fusion of sperm to egg plasma membrane involved in single fertilization. The transcript is spliced from 7 exons. NCBI's taxonomy places the organism in Eukaryota, Metazoa, Chordata, Actinopteri, Gobiiformes, Gobiidae. The record is from RefSeq and is a predicted model, not a curated record. Bases 47 to 916 code for a protein of 289 amino acids.
GUAUCUCUGCUGGGGCUAUGUCAUUAAGGAGUAUGAAGUCAGAAAUAUGGACGCCUGCUUCAUGAGACUCGACGCCAUUUUUAACUACAACAGUCAGGUGAUCGAGUCGGCCAGAGUCGGAGCAGGCUAUGAUCAGCAGCUGAACGACAUAAUGGAUGCAGAGAUUCAGCCGAUACUUCAGGAUUUCUAUCAGACACCUAAUUACGUGUCUGGAUGCUACCCUCCAUGUGGUUUUCAGGAUGCUGGCGCUGUGUAUAAUUGCAAGACAUGCAAGUAUGACUCGUGUGAGUUUCCCCUCGACUGCCCAGUUGAAGAAAUUAAGGUAAUGGAGAACACCAGGAUCCGCAUGUGGUGCAAAGUGCCGUUCGACUUGCCCAGUGACUUCCAGGCUGUGUGGAGGUUUGCAGAAGAGUUGAAUACUCAGCAGCUGGAUGAGUUCAAAGAGGUGACUGCUGGAGUGGACACGCUCUUCUCCAUCCCUUCCACAAGCCCACACCACCAGGGCACCUACCAGUGUGAGAUCUACUCCGACCAGCGCUCCAUCGUCAGGCUCUACUAUUACCUAUCUGUGACCCCCCAGAAUGAGGUUGGCCACACGGAGCUGCAGGAGAUAUUCGACCUGUCUUUGCUCCCAGGAGGGUCGUUACUCCCCACAGCCGACCUGUCCCGCCACAGCCGCCCCUCUGCAGUGCUGCUCGGUGCCUAUGUUAGUGCUGUGCUGCUACUGCUGCUCCUGUCUCUGGGGUAUGACAAAACCAUUCUCACUAAAUUACAUGGACACACACUAUGUAUUAUUGUCAGUAGAUCUAAUAUUCUGUCAUGCUUUGCUGUUCUCUGCAGGACUUUAUAUUUGUUGUCGACAUCAGAGAAAAGAGGUGAUGUGGAAACAGACGCAAUAGGGGACCCCAAGUGUUAAAUACAAAUACUGUAUGUUAUUUUGACAUCUUCAUCUUUAUAGCUGUGGUUCACUGUUUUUAACACU